UGUCCGCUUCCACCUGAAGCACGGUCGACUUGUGAUUCCGGUCCGUUGACUGUGGACCGCAUCCGGACUAUUCUGGACCAGUUGCGAUCAGCGUUGGCCCAAACGGAACUGGCCGUUCGGGGAAGCCAGGAUAAGAUUGCCAAAUUGUUCCCCCAUUUAUCAGAUGGGUCUUGUAUUGCAUUCAUCGAAGUUUUGUCGAGUUAUAUGCAAGCUUUCAACUAUAAAAGCAAUCACUGUCACAAUACUGGCGAACUAGUGGGACAUCAAGUAUGCAAAAACAUGAAUGAACAGAAUAAACACCUGGUCGAUCAGUGUCCGGGCAAGCUGAUCACAUUGCAGCGUAUAUUCCACGUGCCCGAAUCACAAACACCUUAUCUAGCGACCCAGCCACACACGGACUACAUCCAGCCGGAGCGUUUGGUUGCAUCCGCCCAAGGACUCUGUGAUCCAGACCUGUUGCAGAUGUUGGCCACUCAAGCGUCGAAAUUAGCUUCUUUGGUCACUCAGAUGCGCCAGGUGCAAUUGGAAGCGGAUCGCGUGUUUGCCCCAGUAAACAAUCACGGAGUUCCGUGA
Messenger RNA from Echinostoma caproni, 573 nucleotides. The record is from the annotation of a GenBank genome assembly. Lineage: Eukaryota; Metazoa; Platyhelminthes; Trematoda; Plagiorchiida; Echinostomatidae.